Molecule: messenger RNA, 1072 nt
Organism: Aphanomyces astaci
Lineage: Eukaryota; Oomycota; Saprolegniomycetes; Saprolegniales; Verrucalvaceae
Exons: 5
Coding region: 52-945 (297 amino acids)
Molecular function (GO): Hsp90 protein binding; Hsp70 protein binding
Source: RefSeq, a predicted model, not a curated record
AGCCAUCACGUGGAGCUGGUGCAGCCAGGCGGCGCUAGAAGACUCACUCGAAUGGAUAAGGUGAGUAGGCCUCGGACGAUUGCAGUGCGCCAGCAACAGCAGCAGCCCAAACCUCCUUCCCCCAACAAGCUCGCGGCCAAGCUCAAAGCCGCCAAGCAUGCUCCAGUCAAAACAACCUGCAACAAGUUUGAGCUCUCAGAUGUGUUUGCCACAUCUCGACUGCGGGAACUGCAGAAAAAUACAAAGAGCAGUGCGUCCAAGGUCAAGCCGGCAUCUGCAACGUCGUCGCAGAAUCAUCACCAUCCGUCCAACCAGGGCGAGUUGUCCAGUCCCACCAAACCCAAAACCACGGGCGCCUUCAAAGUUCGACCGAUUGAAAAGACCAAAUUUCGAUACUUUUAUGACCGUGCGGACUUGCCGCUUCGCGUAAACUUUUCAGGCGCGGUGCGCAAAGUUCAAUGGCAAGUGGACAUUACGCAGAUCGACUAUAGCCACUACUUGCCGUUGUUCUUUGAAGGCCUGCGCGAACUAGACGAGCCGUACCGGUUCCUUGCCCUCAAUGGCACGAUGGACAUGUUGGAGAAGGGCGGUGACCGGCCGCUGACUUGCAUUCCUCACCUCGUGAUCCCCAUCAAGCAAAACCUCAUGACCAGACAUCCCACCAUUAUGUGCAUCCAAAUGAAAGUGCUGCAAAAACUCGUGCUCACGUGUCCAUACGCGGGCGAGGCUCUAGUCCCGUACUACCGUCAGAUCCUGACCAUUUUCAACCUCUUUGCCACGAAACGAGUGAAUUGUGGAGACGCCAUCGAUUACGGCCAACGGCGAGACGAAAACAUUGGUGACCUUAUCAUUGAAACUCUGUACAUAUUAGAGCGACAUGGCGGCGAAGAUGCGUUCGUCAACAUCAAGUAUAUGGUGCCCACGUACGAAAGCUGCAUGAGCUAACUAACGGACUUGGGUGCUGCCACAACGGCAUCCAUCCAUCAUAAACAAAUAACCCCGACAUAUAUCGACUUGGUCUGGAAAGUUGUUCCCACUCCACAAUACUGAUAAUAUAUUUUACCCAAUCGAA